Molecule: messenger RNA, 1716 nt
Organism: Musca domestica (house fly)
Lineage: Eukaryota; Metazoa; Arthropoda; Insecta; Diptera; Muscidae
Product: methanethiol oxidase
Exons: 6
Coding region: 147-1598 (483 amino acids)
Molecular function (GO): selenium binding
Source: RefSeq, a predicted model, not a curated record
CUGGAAUAAAUGAAGAUUAUGCCUUGAAUACGAAUUGGUUCUUGGUUUGUUACUUGGCAAAAUUUUGAAUUCAGUUGUAUUCCGAUAGGGGAAGAGUCCAUUUCGCUAUUAGAAUUUCGGUAGACUAUUGGGAAAAGGAAACAAAAAUGAGUGAACAAAAAUGUUGUCAUGGACCUGGCUAUCCAACGCCCCUUGAUGCCAUGAAAAAUGGUCCACGAGAGAAGUUAUUGUAUACGGUGACAGUACAGCCAAAUUUGGACGAGCCCCAUGGUGAUUAUCUUGCAACGGUCGAUGUUGAUCCCGAUAGUCCCACUUAUUGUCAGGUUAUUCAUCGCACUUUCACCAAUCGUACCGGCAAUGAAUUACACCAUUCCGGUUGGAAUGCCUGUUCCAGUUGUUAUUAUGUGGACAAGAAUGCCAAACGUAUUCCAAAACGUGAUAAACUUGUGUUGCCAUCGGUUAAUUCUGAUUUUAUUUAUGUUCUGGAUGUUGCAACUGAUCCCAGGAAACCAGAAAUUUGUAAAGUAGUCGAUGGACAAGUCUUAAAAAGCCAUAAUGUAACGGCUCCCCAUACAACUCAUUGCCUGGCCGAUGGAAAUAUUAUGAUUUCGAUUAUGGGAGAUGCCGAGGGAAAUGCUACAUGUGAUUUUGUUUUAUUCGAUUCGGAAUUCAAUUGUCUAGGUACAUGGAUUAAGGGCGAUAAGAAACCCCAUUGUGGUUAUGAUUUUUGGUAUCAACCAUAUUGGGAUGUUAUGGUUUCGUCCGAAUGGGGUGCUCCAAAGAAAUUCAGAAGAGGUUGGAGGGAUGAAGACAUGAAUGAUCUAACUCAGUAUGGAUGCCGUAUAAAUUUCUUCAAAUGGUCUACCCGAACUCUAUUUCAAACUAUUGACUUGGGUAUGGAGGGUUUCACACCGCUCGAGGUGCGCUUUAUGCAUGAUCCCAAACGUGCCGAAGGUUUUGUCGGUUGCGCUUUGAAUGCCAAGGUAUUCUAUUUCAAAAAGAAGGAAGAUAGCGAUGAGUACGUAAGCAAAAAGGUCAUCGAUGUGCCAACAAAAUUGGUGAAAUUUGGCGAUAAUGAACCUCAGCCUGUUGGUGGAAUGGUCUCUGAUAUUAUACUCUCAUUGGAUGAUCGUUAUUUGUACAUUAAUUUAUGGCGUCAUGGUGACUUGCGUCAAUAUGAUGUUUCCGAUCCAGAAAAUCCAAAGCUUACAGGUCAAGUAUUUUUGGGUGGGGCCAUUUGUAAAGAUUUAACAGAUGUUGAAGUGAUUGAAGACAAAGAAUUGAAGGAACGUCCUGAGCCAUGCGUGGUAAAGGGCCGCCGUCUUGAGGGAGGACCACAAAUGAUGCAAUUGUCACUGGAUGGCAAACGAUUGUAUGUCUCUACAUCUCUUUUCUCGGCUUGGGAUAAAAUGAUGUAUCCCAAAAUGGUGGAGAAGGGUGGUCACAUUGUUAAAAUUGAUAUUGACCAUGAAAAUGGUGGUAUGAAAUUAGACGAAAAUUUCUUGGUUGAUUUCGGCAAAGAACCCUAUGGACCCACAUUGCCUCAUGAAAUGCGUUACCCAGGCGGUGACUGCACAUCAGAUAUAUGGCUCGCUUAAUUGAUUGUUCAACAUAUCUCUAAUUUUGUAAAUUAUGUAAAAAAUUAAGAAAUACCUUUAAAGCUUUUUUUUUUCUAAAUUUAAAUACAAACAUAUACAUCUACAUUUUUGUACAUAA